GCUAAUAUUGGUCUAAUUUACACGUGUGACGAAAUAUCCGAUUAUUUUUUUCAUUCAGCGGCCUUCGUGAAAGUCAGACUAACAGCCAUCAUAUCAUAAGCAGGUCUAUAUUUCCUCCAAUUUAUCGAAUUCUUUUGGUUUAUUUUCAUCUUUUCAAUUUUCUUGCUGUGGGUUUCCUCAUUUCGUGCUCGUAAAAUCCCAAAAGAAUCAACCAACUUUAUCUCUGUUUUAUCUAAAGCAUCUCUUUUCGGCCUCUUGCUUCUUCUCUUGUUUCUUGUUAUCACCCUACAGAAAAGGAAUCCCAGAAACCGGGAAAUGAGUUUUGGAUUUUAGUCAUUUUUGCAUUCCUCGUAUCAAAUUCUCGGUUGGGUAAUUUUUGGAUUUCUUUGAGAGGGAUUUUUUAUUAUUUUUAGGGAUGGGAAGCUGAUUUUUGCAAUAUGUGUACCAUUUUUGCAAUUUGAUUUCUUGGAAAUUCCUUUCCAUCUGCUGUUGAGAUUAUUGAUAGCUGAAAGAUUUGUGUUUUUAACAAAUUGAAUUGUGUGUAUAUCGGGAUGAAGGGUAUUAGAGAUUGGGCUUUUGCUCAAUUACUGUCCAAGUCUUUGGCCUCGGCUAGACUGUUGUCUAGCAGUGGCAGUUUCUUCUCUGAAGGACCUGUGAAUGAAGAUUCUAAUGACCCAGCUCACAUGGCAUGUCCAGAGGUUACAGUACUGCUUCCAGAUACAUUAUGCUCUUCUGAUAACACUCACGAGAAUGGGCCUCAUCCCUCUCUGCAGGAAGAUGCUAACAGAACUAAUCAUGCCAGUGAUCCAUUGGCAAAGAUUGAGGAUCUCCAGGUUAAGUUUUUCCGGCUCCUUCAGCGGUUAGGUUAUUCAAAUGACAAUGUUUUGGUAGCAAAGGUUUUGUAUAGGAUACGCUUAGCAAUAUCAAUACGCGGAAGGGAAUUGGAUUUGAAAAGAGCUAGAAAAGUAGCUGAAGAACAGGAAGCAAUUGACACACCCGAACUAGAUUUCUCUGUUAGAAUACUUGUCCUGGGGAAGACAGGUGUUGGGAAGAGUGCAACCAUAAAUUCUAUAUUUGAUCAGAGAAAGAUGAUAACUGAUGCAUUUGAACCAGCCACUAAUCACAUCGAAGAGAUUGCUGGAACUGUCAAUGGAUUCAGAAUAACUUUUAUUGACACCCCUGGAUUCUUUCCUUCAUCUGCAAGUAACAUGAGAAGAAAUAGGAAGAUCAUGCUCUCUGUGAAGAGAUUCAUUAGAAAAUCCCCACCUCAUAUUGUUCUUUUUUUUGAACGGCUUGACCUUGUCAACAUGGGUUAUUAUGAUUUCCCCCUUAUGAAGCUUAUGACUGAAGUAUUUGGGAGUGCAAUUUGGUUUAACACCAUCCUUGUCAUGACUCAUGCUUCGUCAACUCUUCCUGAAGGACCAAGUGGAUUUCCGGUCAACUAUGAAUCAUAUGUUACCAGAUGCACAGAUUUGAUACAACACUUUAUACACCAGGCAGUAUCAGACACAAAACUGGAAAAUCCUGUACUUUUAGCAGAGAAUCAUACUCAAUGUAAAAAGAAUUUCAUGGGGGAAAAUGUUCUUCCCAAUGGACAAGCUUGGAGAUCUCAAUUCUUAUUGUUAUGCAUGUGUACCAAAGUUCUUGGUGAUGCUAAUAUUCUCUUGGAAUUUCAAGAUAGCAUUGAGUUGGGGUCAUCUAGCCCCCGGGUGCCUUCACUGUCACAUCUCCUUUUAUCUCUUUUACGGCACCGUUUAUCAAGCCCAAAUGGAGCAGAAUAUGAUGUUAAUGAAAUUUUACUUUCUGAUGCAGAUGAAGAAGAUGAAUAUGAUCAAUUACCUCCAAUCCGAAUCCUGACAAAAUCUCAAAUCGAGAGAUUGACAAAAUCACAGAAAAGGGACUACCUUGAUGAGCUGGAUUACCGGGAGACUCUUUAUUUAAAGAAACAGUUAAAGGAGGACAUUAGUCGGAAGAGAGAGAAGAAGCUUGCUGAAUCAGAAACUUCGGGUGAGGAUAAUAACCAUGAAGACCAGCAGCCACCUCCAGAUAAUGUCCUGUUACCAGAUAUGGCCGUCCCUCCAACUUUUGAUUCAGAUUGCCCUGUACAUAGAUAUCACUGCGUUGCUACAAGUGACCAAUGGCUUGUGAGACCUGUUCUUGAUCCCCAAGGAUGGGAUCAUGAUGUGAGCUUUGAUGGUAUAAACUUGGAGACAGCUAUGGAAAUAAAAAGGAACAUUUAUGCCUCAAUUACAGGGCAGAUGAGCAAGGACAAACAGAAUUUCAGCAUUCAGUCUGAAUGUGUUGCUGCUUACACGGAUCCUAGGGGCCCUACUUAUUCUUUGGGUUUUGAUGUUCAAUCUGCUGGUAAAGAUCUUAUCUAUACAGUUCACAGCAAUACAAAGCUGAAGACUCUCAAGCACCAUAUUACUGAGUGUGCAAUGUCGUUAACAUGCUUUGGGGAGAAUUAUUAUGUUGGUACCAAACUUGAAGAUACCAUAUUGAUUGGGAAGAGACUGAAGUUCAUAAUGAAUGCUGGCCAAAUGAGGAGCUCUGGACAGGUGGCAUAUGGUGGGACUUUUGAAGCAACAUUAAGAGGGCGAGACUACCCUGUAAGGAAUGAUAUUAUCAGCCUGUCAAUGACGGCUCUGUCAUUUAAGAAGGAGACAGUGUUGGGUGUAGGUUUUCAAUCUGAAUUUCAGCCUGUACGAGGCAUGAGAAUGGCAGUUAAUGCAAAUCUAAAUAGCCAGAAAACUGGACAAGUUAGCUUAAAGAUGAGUAGCUCUGAGUGUACUGAAAUCGCAUUAGUAGCCAUUUUUUCAAUUCUCAGAGCCCUUUUCCAUAGGAAAGAUGAGGGAAAUGGAAGGAAAGAAGUAUUAGAGAUGUGAUGAGUCUUGAUCUCUUGAUUCCCAAUUCUCUUAAUUUGAAGAGGAAAAAUAACCAGACAGGAAUUUUUAUGCAUAACCAGGUUUUUAUAGCGACAAAAGAGUUGGAUUUUUUGGAAGUUGUUCCCACUUCUUUUGCUCCACACUUUACUUUCAUGUUGUGUAGGUUAGAUAAUGAUGUUUUAUUAUUAUUGUUAUCGUUUUUUUAAUGCAUACUGGUAGAGGGUGAAUAGUGAUUUUUUUUUCUGUUGACCUACUACUCUGGCCACAUGUAUCUCUGUAGCGAGCAAUCGCAGUUAUAGUUGUACAGGAACACAAGGAAAAUCAAUCUUAUGGUUGCUGGAAUAAAUAACCUUUUGAUGUUCCAACUGGGUUGGAUCUUCGAA
Molecule: messenger RNA, 3268 nt
Organism: Manihot esculenta (cassava)
Lineage: Eukaryota; Viridiplantae; Streptophyta; Magnoliopsida; Malpighiales; Euphorbiaceae
Product: translocase of chloroplast 90, chloroplastic
Exons: 2
Coding region: 552-2885 (777 amino acids)
Biological process (GO): protein targeting to chloroplast
Cellular component (GO): chloroplast outer membrane
Molecular function (GO): GTP binding; GTPase activity
Source: RefSeq, a predicted model, not a curated record